AUGCGACGCAAGUCCUCAUCCUCGCCAUCUACCCAAUCCUACCCAUCUCAUCCCUUCCUCCUUCCCACCGAUGAGAUCACAUCUCACUUGGAGACAAACAUCGACACGGGCCUCUCAACUCAACAAGUUUCGUCCCUUCAAGCCCGCUAUGGAGACAACAAGCUCUCCGGCGAAGGAGGAGUGACCUGGUACUCCGUCCUAGCGAAACAGGUCUCGAACGCCAUGAUACUCGUCCUCGUCCUAGCCAUGGCCCUCGCCUACGGCGUCUCAGACUACAUCGAAGGCGGCGUCAUAACCGCCGUCAUAAUCGGCAACAUCUUGAUCGGCUUCUACCAAGAAUACCGCGCCGAACAAAAGAUGGACGCACUACGCAGCCUCUCCUCGCCAUCUGCGACCGUAAUUCGGAAUGGCGAAGUUGUAACCAUUCCAUCGACGGAAGUUGUCCCCGGCGACAUUGUGCUUGUCAAAACGGGUGAUACGGUCCCGGCCGAUUUGAGGUUGGUCGACGGUAUGAAUCUGGAAUGUGAUGAGAAGAUAUUGACCGGUGAGGCGGUGCCGGUUGCGAAGGAUGCUGCUUUCGAUCAUAAAUCGCUUGUUGAGGAUUCUUCGGCGAAUGCAGAAACGCACAUCGGGGUAGGCGAUAGAUUGAACAUGGUCUAUUCUUCCUCCACAGUCACGAAAGGACGCGGGAAAGGUAUCGUUGUGUAUACGGGUAUGUAUACAGAAAUCGGAAAGAUCGCUUCCUCAAUGCAAGGUAAGAAGAGACCCAGUGGAACCAAGAACAGGUCAAUGUCAAUGAAGAAAUAUGGUCCCUUGCAAGUCUUUCGAGGCGGGUUUCUCAGAUCUUGGGAUGCCUUGGGCAGGUUCUUGGGAUUGACGACUGGGACGCCGCUGCAAAGGAAAUUGAGCAAAUUGGCUUAUAGUCUGUUUGGACUUGCAAUUAUCCUUGCUAUUAUUGUCUUCGGUGUGAAUGAGUUUCAUGUUACGAACGAGGUUGCUAUUUAUGCUAUUUCGACUGGUAUCGCGAUCAUCCCCGAAUCUCUCAUAGCAGUCUUGACAAUCACUAUGGUUGUUGGUAUGACUCAAAUGCACAGACGGCGAGUCGUCAUCCGCCAGCUUUCAGCGCUCGAGGCUUUGGGUGGAGUUACCAAUAUCUGCAGCGAUAAGACCGGCACUCUGACUCAGGGUCAAAUGGUCACGAGAAAGGCCUGGAUUCCUGGCGUGGGAAUUUAUAGUGUCAAUAAUUCUGAUGACGCUAGUGACCCCUCCAGAGGUUUCGUCACUUUGGACACUGCUUCGACAAAUGAAGAAGAAGUUGAGAAGCAGAAUGAGAAAACUCCGUCCACCCCAAUAGACAGCAAAGAGCACGCAAUCACAGAAGUGAACCCAGAGGUUGAAAGUUUUCUCCUCGCGUCUUCCUUGUGCAACCUUGCAACAGUACGAUAUGACAGCACAGCUGGCAAAUGGCAGACAAUGGGUGACCCGACUGAAAUCGCACUACAAGUGUUUGCGCAUCGGUUCGGCUACGGCAAGAAAACUCUCGAGGCAGACCUUAAAUGGAAGCAGAUUGCCGAAUAUCCCUUCGAUAGCGCAAUCAAGCGGAUGUCUGUGAUAUACAGUCAAGGAGCGGAUGAGCCCGUUAUCUUUGUCAAGGGUGCUGUUGAACGCAUAAUCGACCUUUGCACAUCUGUAGGAGCUGGAGGUCACCAAGAGAAAAUGACGGCCGAGUUGAAGGAAAAUAUUCUGCAGCAAAUGAAGUCUCUUGCAGAACAGGGUCUGCGAGUUCUUGCCAUUGCUCAAAGACCUGUACCCGUCGGAUACCAGAAAGGUGACGAGCUACCUCGUGAAGACGUUGAGACCGAAUUGAAUCUUCUCGGUUUAGCCGGGUUAUAUGAUCCGCCAAGACUAGAGACGAAAGAUGCUAUCAAAGAAUGCAUAAAUGCAGGCAUUCGCGUCCACAUGUUGACCGGAGACCAUCCGUCCACAGCAAGCGCGAUUGCAAAAGAAGUCGGCAUCAUCCCCAGAUACACGGAGUCCCUCUCGGCUGAGAAAGCUGCGUCGCCAGUCAAGACCGCCGCCGAGUUUGAUGGCAUGACAGACGAUGAGAUCGAUGCUAUGCCAACCUUGCCCCUGGUCAUUGCACGUUGUGCUCCCGACACGAAGACAAGAAUGAUCGCUGCCCUGCACCGUCGUCGAUGUUUUGCUGCCAUGACCGGCGAUGGAGUCAAUGAUGCCCCAUCUCUGCAGGCUGCCGAUGUAGGCAUUGCAAUGGGCAUGGGAGGCUCUGAUGUAGCCAAAUCCGCAUCUGAUAUCGUUCUUACAGACGACAAUUUCGCAAGUAUCGUCAAUGCGGUUGAAGAAGGGCGAAGAAUGUUUGACAAUAUUCAAAAAUUCGUCUUGCAUCUCCUGGCAUCGAAUGUGGCCGAGGUUGUUUUACUGAUCGUCGGCCUCGCGUUUCAAGACAAUGAUGGCGUAUCCGUCUUUCCGCUUUCUCCGCUUCAAAUAUUAUGGAUCAACAUGUUGACUUCGUCUUUUCCUGCGUUCGGGUUAGGGCGCGAGAAGGCUUCGGCUUCCGUCAUGCGGCGUCCUCCACAUGAUAUGAAGAAAGGUGUCUUCACCUGGCAGGUCAUUGUGGACAUGAUGGUGUAUGGGAUGAUUAUGGGAAUUUUGACCCUACUCACAUUCGUGAUUGUCGUUUAUGGUGUUGGCAACGGGACGCCUGAUUUGGGAUACGAUUGCAACAGAAAAGACUCCGAGUCUUGCCAUGUUGUCUUUCGUGCACGUGCGGCCGUUUUCGCUGAACUCACUUGGCUCAUACUUAUUUCGGCGUGGGAAAUCAAAAGUCUCAGAAACAGCAUGUUCAAUCUUGAUCCACUCCGCGCUGGACAAGAGAACGUCAAGUUCCCAUUUUUUAGAGAUGUCUGGGAGAACAAAUUUCUCUUCUGGGCCGUCGUGAUUGGAGCUUUGUCGGUGUUUCCGGCAGUUUAUAUCCCUGGUCUGAACACGGACGUGUUUAAACAUCAGGGCAUUACCUGGGAAUGGGGACUGUCGUUUGGCGCCAUCAUUAUCUUCGUCCUGGGCGCUGAGGCGUGGAAAGGGUUGAAACGUCGGACGGGCUGGUUCCGUGAACCUGACUCUCGGGAAUAUGCUUCCGUUUCAGAAUCGGACUUUGGUCUCAAGUCAUCUCUCUCGACUGCGAGGUCUAUGACUAAAGAUAGUCGAAGUACUAGUACAUAA
Messenger RNA from Talaromyces amestolkiae, 3237 nucleotides. RefSeq lists its product as uncharacterized. Gene Ontology annotation, biological process: intracellular calcium ion homeostasis; calcium ion transmembrane transport. NCBI's taxonomy places the organism in Eukaryota, Fungi, Ascomycota, Eurotiomycetes, Eurotiales, Trichocomaceae. Gene Ontology annotation, cellular component: plasma membrane. Gene Ontology annotation, molecular function: P-type calcium transporter activity; ATP binding; ATP hydrolysis activity. The record is from RefSeq and is a predicted model, not a curated record. The coding region runs from base 1 to 3237 and encodes 1078 amino acids. The transcript is spliced from 4 exons.